CUACAAAAGAUGUAUUAGUUGUCUUUGUUGAAGUAUCUUGAACUACAUUAUCUAAUGUGGGUAAGGUCUGAAAGAGUUCAGGUCGAAGUUAUAAGUUCCGUUAUCAGAAAAGCAACGACAGCAUUUGGCGGCAAGGAAAACUGCUGGCAGUUAUCUCCCUUCCAAAACUCCACCGAACAACAUCAUUGAAGUUAUCUCCCUUUAGUUACAGUGUCACUUUCGCAGCACCUGUCCGGACAAUGUCGCAACUUUAACGUAUGUAUCUGGAAAAGCACUCUUCACUUGGAAUUAUUAAUUGAUAUUUAGAUCUCAACAGCUGGAUGAAAACCUUGGAGGAGUUUUACAUAAGAUGAAGUAACCAUAAUACUAUUGGUUACAAUGUUCAGAACCAAGAUACACGGAAGUAUAUAACUUGUAGCACCUAUUUGACCAAUGCAAAUUUUGGGAAAAAUGAACUUAAAACUUAUGAUGUUCAUCCUCUCAUUAUGAGCAGAUACUGUAAAAUUCAAUGUCUUCUGGUGCUGAAAAUUUGAAAUCUGCUCCUGCAACAGUAGAAUCAAAGCCUCAGAAACCAUCUGAAAGUGAGUGUUGUGGAAGUGGAUGCAAAAUAUGUGUUUUCGAUAUCUAUGAACAAAGGUUAAAAGCUUGGGAAAAGGAACAACAACGAUAUAGACUGUCUUCAGAGAUCCACAAUGUAGAAACUUUGCUUUCUCCAGUUGCAUAUAAGCCAUUUGUGCUUAAGAACAUUCAGCAGGUGACAAAAAACAGCUUUUGCUACCGCUUCUGUGCACCCACUGAGCAUCCUCUUAAUAUUAAUCUGGGGCAGCAUGUUAUUCUCAGGGCCACUUUGCAAGGGGAAGAGCUAUUUCGUCAAUAUACACCAAUCAGUGAUAUGGAAGCACCUGGUUAUUUUGAUCUUCUUAUCAAGCUCUAUCCAACUGGCUUAAUGUCACAACAUAUAAAAGAAUGGCAACUUGGAACUGUAGCUGAAUUCAAGGGACCAUUUGGAAGUUUCUCAGAAAAUCUCUUAAAAAAGUGGUCAAAACUAUGUCUGCUUGCUUCUGGGACUGGUAUAGCUCCAAUGUCAGCAAUUGUAAAAUCUAUUUUAAAUGAUGAAGAUAAUGAAACAGUGAUACAACUAUUGUUUGCGUGUCGGUUUUAUGAAGAUAUUUUAUUAAAAGAAGACAUAGAAAACUGGGCGGACUAUUGGAAUUUCAGAGUUCUCUACUGCCUCAGUCAGGAACAAGAAUCAAGCAACCUGGAUCCUUAUGAGGAACGCUUACAUUUUGGCAGAAUAACAAAGACUCUUGUAGAGUCCAAAGUCGGAGAUGUUGCUAGCAAUUUCUUUCUGAUCUGUGGCAGCAGGGUUUUUAACAAAGACAUGGCUAACUUUCUCACUGAACUAGGACUGUCUGAAGAACAGUAUUUUGUAUUUUGAUGAUGACUAUUGAUAUAAUAAUGAUUAUGGAGAAAACAUUUUAUAUGUGAUUCUAUUGUAAUGUUCUGUUAUGAAACUCAACUGAGGUGUCAGAGUAUUGCUAAGCAACACGUUUCAAAAAAAUUAUUUUUUAAAAUAUAUAUUUCAAAUGUCAAAAGUUAUUUUCUAUAAUGUCUGUAAUUUUCAUUGCCACAGAUGUGAGAUAGUGAGAAAUAUGAUAACUAAACGGUCAGUAUGCUAAUCACAACCUAUAAUUAAUAAAAAUGAAAGAUAUGAGUUGGAUGAGUCGCAAGAUAUUUUAGAAACUGAAAAUCUGGCAACUUAAUGAAUUAUAGUGUAUUUGGUUGUUCCUCCUGUUAUUGAGUUGUCAACAUAGGCUCAGAAAUGGCUGUGUGGUUAAAAGAUUUGCAUCACAGAUUCACAAUUAUGUAAUCCUGGGUUUGAUCCUGCUCUGCAGAAAUUUGGUAGAGUGUCUUGUCAUAAUCCAAGCUUCAUGAAUGAAAGUAAUCAUUAUCAUUAUUUAACGUCUGUUUUCCAUGCUGGCAUGGGUUUGAUGAUUUGAUAGGAACUGACAAGGCCAAGGCCCACAUCAAGUUCUAUAGUCUGUUUUGGCUUGGUUUUUACAGUUGGGUGCCUUUCCUAAUGCCAACCACUUUACAAAGUGUACUGGAUAUUUUUUUACUUGGUACUAUCAUCAGUGCUUUUUGCAUGGUACCGUGGCACCACCACUAGUGUUUUUUACAUGAUACCAUCAUCAGUGUUUUUUAUGUGGUACCAUCACCAGUGCUUCUUAUGUAACACCAUCACCAGUGUGUUUUACAUGACACCAUCAUCAAUGCUUUUUACAUGGCACCAGCACCAGUGCUUUUUAUGUGGUACCAGUAAGCUGAAGGAAAAUGUGCAAAAGCCUGUCAGAUGGACUGAGCCUGGUCUAAGUUGCUAGACUCAAACCAUUGCCUGGGUUUAAAGCCAUCAAUAGCUCCUUAGGUAUCUUCAACAAAGGUUUUUUUUGCCUAUAGUGGUGGGUGAUCUAGAGCAGCUCUAAUAUCACAGUGGAGAUUACCUACUUCACUGGUUAGAGACAUAUUCACUCCUGCAUUUGGAGACAAAGUACAGCAGCACCCUCAGCAUGCAAGUGUUUAUCCUAAAUGUUGAGGAUAAUUCAAACUCUUGCUGCAGCAAUUCAUAAUUUUUUUUCUCUCCUCUCGCUACUUAUUCAUGAAAGCCUUGUGAAAUGGCCAUAAAAAUUGCACCUCCUUCUCUGACUAUGCUAUAAAAAAGUAAACAAAAACAACUACUAACUGAUUAUUGGUCAUCCACAUGACAGUUGAGACAUACCUGAACUUUGCAAAUGCUUCCUAUAAGUUGAUCUUUGCAUGAUGUCAUAAGCAAUAUGAUCCUGGUAUAAGGAGAAAUAUUUACAGCAGGAAUACCUCAGGGAACUGUAUUAGUGCCAUUGUUUCUGAUAGCUGACUGACAGUUGAGACAUAGUUAUAAACAUUAUAUAAACAACAAGAGUGUCUGUCAGCUCUAAAGAAUAUACCUUCUCAUCACUUCUAUCAGCUUUAUAAUAAUUACUAUUUCUGUUAUAAUUAUCCUCAUCAAUAUCGAUUAUUCAUUAAAGGUGGCGUGCUGGCAGAAUUGUUAGCAUGUCGGGCAAAAUGCUUAGCUACAUUUCAUCCAUCUUUAUGUUCUGAGUUCAAGUUCUGCUGAGGUUGACUUAGCCUUUCAUCCUUUUGGUGUUGAUGAAAGAAGUGCCAGUUGAACACUGGGAUUGAUGUGAUUGACUUAUCUCCUCCCCUCAAAAACUGCUGGCCUUGUGUCAAAAUUUGAAAGCAAUAUCAAUUAUUCAUCUAUCUUUCGUCCCUUUAUAACUGAUCCUAUUUCGGAGCCUUCUGGGGUUUAACUAUCAUUGGGGACUCUAAGUCUUCCAUUGUAAUUCCAUUCACAUCUAGGAUGCUUUAUGGGAAACAUAAAUUGACAGUUCUAUAUUUAAGAGAUGAAGAAUUAUGUACAUUAUUUACAUUUGACGGAUAUUUGUCCUCAUCUUGUUUGUUGUUAACACAACGUUUUGGCUGAUAUACCCACCAGCCUUUCCUCUUCAUACACUAUGAUUAUCUCCCACUCCUUAUCUCUGCCCUCAAUACCCUGCUCACUGUAUCACUGCUUUCCCCCACCCCAUCUUUAUACUCAGGUUUUCACCAGUUACUGCAAUCCUCACUUCCUACUUACACCUUUUUGGCAAUACCUGGCUACAUAUAUUAUGACCUCUGUACCUUGGGGGCAUGCUGUGGCAAUUGCCACCAUUUAUCUCUCUUGUGCUUACUCUACCAUUCCAUUUAUGCUCUGAUCCCUGUUACUUGUGAGUAUAUCUUGGCACUUCACCACUCCUGCUCUCUGUUGCACUUUUGCUGUUACCCACUCACUCACUCUCUCUCUCUCUCUCGCUCUCUUUCCCUUGUUCUUCCCUCUGGCUGGAUAGCCAUGUAUCUCUUCUACAGCAGCACACUUGUUUUUGCCCCCAUUCUUGAUCAUUCUUUCUCCCCUCCUCUUGUUUUCUCUCUGGCUAGGUAACCAAGUAUCACCUUACAUCAGUUUGGAUUACCUUGAUAAUUUUGUAUUGACAUAUAUUUUCGAGGAUAUUAUUAUUAAUUCUAAUAAUGCUGUCUAUAUGUGUGUGUGUGUGCAUGUACAUGUGUAUAAGUAUAUGUUAAUGCAAUUGAAACAAUUGUUGAAUUUUUAAGGUGAGAUCUAAAAUAAAGAUAUGAUUUUCUUUGUACAUAUUAUUUGUUGUCAAAUACUCCAAAUUUCUUGAAAUUCUACAAAAGGAUUGUCGGAUUUACCUGUCUUACAGGAGGAUUUAUCUGGGGUUUGUCAUCUACUUACAUUUACUGGUAUCUGUUUAUUAGAAAUUUAACCAUAUUCUUUUAUACUGUGUGCUUAAUCGAUAUCUGCCAGGAUUUUUUUAAUCCUAUUUUUUUCCUCUAAUUAUAUAUAUAUUACAUCAUAUGUAAACAAACAUAAGUUUGUUUAUGAAGCACUGAAAUGUACUGUAGUACAAGUAGAAAGAUAUAUUUUUUCGAAGCAUAAGUACUGACAGAACAGCAUAUAUAGGAUAAAACCCUUACAGAGCAUAAAAAUUGCUGACAGAUUUUUCUGCUCUCUAAGGAUUUUAUCUUGUAUAUUCUGUUCUAUCAGUACUUACAUGUUGAAAAAGAUAUAUCUUUCUACUUGUAAUAUAUAUAUAUAUAUAUAUAUUUUUAUAUCAAUGACAAAAUGAGAUGUCAAAGGAAUAAAUGAUUACCUUAUGAACUUCAUUAGCUUACAGCUGUUUCUGGCUUGAAAUGCAGUAGACUCAUGGUUGAGUGCCUGAGUAACACACUAUUAUAGCUUCAUUGGAACCUUGAAUAUGAAGUGUUAUUUAUUUGG
Octopus bimaculoides (California two-spot octopus) is the source of this 4867-nucleotide messenger RNA. RefSeq names its product NADH-cytochrome b5 reductase-like. Lineage: Eukaryota; Metazoa; Mollusca; Cephalopoda; Octopoda; Octopodidae. Gene Ontology annotation, molecular function: oxidoreductase activity. The record is from RefSeq and is a predicted model, not a curated record.